AUGCCCAAGGUCAUCCAGCUGAGCUUGGCGGAGGACCAGAGGGUCAGCGUAACCACGGUGACGGUGGGUCUGAGCACGGUGCUGUCGUGUGCCAUCCAGGGCACGCUCCGUCCACCAAUCAUCUGGAAGAGGAACGGCAUCACCCUCAACUUCCUGGACCUGGAGGACAUCAACGACUUUGGUGAUGACGGCUCUCUCUACAUCACCAAGGUGACCACCAUUCACAUGGGCAUCUACAGUUGCCAUGCCUACGGUUACGAGGAACUCAACCAGACACACGUCCUGCAGGUGAAUGUCCCCCCGGUCAUCCUGGUGUACCCUGAGACGCAGGCCCAGGAGCCGGGCGUGUCAGCCAGCCUGCACUGCCAUGCGGACGGCAUCCCCAACCCCAGACUGCUCUGGCUGAAGAACGGCCUGGACCUACUGCCCCACGCCUCCAAACAGCUCUCCCUCAUCGCCAAUGGCAGUGAGCUCCAUAUCAGCAGUGUGAGGUACGAGGACACAGGAGCCUACACGUGCAUCGCCAAGAACGAGGUGGGCGUGGACGAGGACAUCUCCUCGCUGUUCGUGGAGGACUCCGCCCGGAAGACACUUGCAAACAUUCUUUGGCGAGAGGAAGGGCUGAGCGUGGGCAACUUGUUCUACGUGUUCUCCGACGAGGGCGUCACAGUCCUGCAGCCCGGCGAGUGUGAGAUACGCCGACGCAUCAAGAGAACUGAGAGGAUCGUAGCUAGCUAUGAGGAGAUGUGUCCUAAGAGCGAGGGCGUGCAGGCCCAGCGGUGCGUGUGGUCGUCUGCGGUCAGUGUGAGACGCUACGUCUACGUGACCCAGCCCCUCCACAACCGCCUGCUGCUCAUCGACACCCAGACCCAGAGGGUGGUGCAGGCUGUGAAGACUGAUCCAGUACCAAUGAAGCUGCUUUAUGACAAGUCACAUGACCAGGUCUGGGUGCUGAGCUGGGGCAACAUGCAGAAAACACACCCCACCCUGCAGGUGAUCACUCAGGCCAACACGGGGGAGACUCACCGUUGCGUCAGAGCCCCCUUCCAGAGGGUGGACGACAUCUAUCCCCCCACCAACCUUAUCAUCACACAUGUGAGGUUUGGUUUUGUGUUCCUCAAGUCCGAGCCGGCGGUCCACAAGAUCGACCUGGAGACGUUCCACCGCGUGAAGACCAUCAGCCUGAAGAACUACAGCUGCAUUCCCAUUAGCAUGGCCUAUACGCACCUGAGUGGCAUCUACUUCGUCCAAUGCCAAGCCAGGGUGGGUUCCUUAGCCCCGCCCCAGCUGCUCAUUGACAGCGUGACGGACGCUGUGAUUGGCCCCAACCUCAACAUCUCGGGGCGGGCCUUCGUCUCCCCGGACGGCCGCUACGUGGUGACCCCGGACCGGCGCAGGUCAAAGGUCAGAGUCCAGACGGUGUCGUUCCAGGGGGAGCUGAGCCUGACGCUGGAGCUUGCCGCCAGCGCCGUCCCCGUGUCUGACCUGGUCUUCCAGCCCUCCUUCACGGAGGCCAACCAAUACCUGCUGGUGGCGUCUUCCACCUCCGGAACAAACCUCCUCUUCUCCGACCUGUCCUCGGGCCGCUCUGAGGUGCUCCGGAGCCUCAAGGAGCCCCUGGGGCCCCAGGCCUGGCCCUGGGGGGGCCCCAACAGGGCGGUGGUCUCCAGCGGGCUGUUCGGACAGUUCCUGGUGACGCCGUCGGCGGAGUCGCUGUUUGUCCUAGACGGUCAGAGGAGGACACCUCACUGCGAGGUGUCCGGCGUGACGGGGGGGAACACCGUGGUGUGGGUGGGGGAGGUAUGA
This is a messenger RNA of Osmerus eperlanus (European smelt), 1806 nucleotides long. It is a transcript of the gene fstl4, whose product is annotated as follistatin-like 4. The record is from RefSeq and is a predicted model, not a curated record. NCBI's taxonomy places the organism in Eukaryota, Metazoa, Chordata, Actinopteri, Osmeriformes, Osmeridae. Gene Ontology annotation, cellular component: neuronal cell body; axon; plasma membrane. Gene Ontology annotation, biological process: homophilic cell-cell adhesion; synapse organization. Gene Ontology annotation, molecular function: protein binding; axon guidance receptor activity.